Sitodiplosis mosellana (orange wheat blossom midge) is the source of this 2507-nucleotide messenger RNA. RefSeq lists its product as uncharacterized. The transcript is spliced from 4 exons. The record is from RefSeq and is a predicted model, not a curated record. NCBI's taxonomy places the organism in Eukaryota, Metazoa, Arthropoda, Insecta, Diptera, Cecidomyiidae. Bases 998 to 1759 code for a protein of 253 amino acids.
UGGACGAGGAAGCACAAAACAUCAGUGUCGUGAUUCAUUUUUCACAAAAAACAGAACUCGUUACAUAUAUACACACCAUUUACACGUAAAAUGUAAGAGAUACAGUGUGUGUGAGAGAGAGAGAGAGAGAGUCCCAACGUGCUUUCGCUGCACUUGCUACACCGUCGCUGCUGCUGCUGCUGUUGCCGCCAUUCAUAUUCCGAAUAUACAAUCGUACACAUUGAUGUAGUGUUUCUAAAGGCAGCUGCCGGAGCAAAGGAAGAAAUGAAGAUGAAAUAAAACGAAACAAAAAAAUGAAGCGAUACGCGUGCUGAUGGUAAAGCUGGUUCGCCACCAGAGCACAGUCGAUAAAUGUUUGCCGAGUGGAGCGACAGCAAGUACCAUGCUUAAGAAGCAUCAUCAUCAUCACAUCGAUACGAGUAGAAGCGCGAUCAAAGCGUGAUAACCACAGUAUUGAUAUAAAUACAAUCGAUAUUAGAAUAAUUUUAAAUUUCCUGUGCAUUUUUGCCGCGUGCACAUUGCCCAUGCUUAUCGCUCGAGUGAAAUAGACGAAGUGUGUGCGCAUCUCACAAAUUGGAAAUUCAGGAAUUACGAGCAAGUUAUUAUUACGUGAUAAUCCCAUUUUCAGCACUCCACCUACUUACAGUCGGACCUUGAAGUGUUUCUCGGAAAUAAACUCACUUGAAUAAAUUCAAAGUGCGAUAUAAAUUAUUCAACGGAUAAAACUUUUUCAAGUGAAAACUUCUGAAGAAGAAAUGAGAAUGAAAUAUUUUGUUACUAACAGGCUACAAUAACGCACGCGAAACUAAAGUGACAACCAGAAUCUUGAUGAAAAACAUUUACCGUUGGAAUUCUUUUUGCCAUUCACAUUAAUUUAUUUAAAAUUUAUACGAAAUCCAAGCAUCUGCCGGCAAAAAAACCUUAAGAUUAGACGAAAGAAAGUUUGACAGAUUCAGAAAUUUAAAAAAGAAAGAAACUCCCAAGAAACUUAACAAUAAUGGGAUCGAUAAUUCCAAAACAGAUUAUCACACUGUUGGUAAUCUAUGCAUUUCUAUUCGUGCACGUGCAUGCAGCAAUAAUCAAUGGAACCGCUGCAUCCGAAGAUCGAGCAUUCAAAUCAAAUGAAAUUGAAACCGGUCGAACCUUCGGAACAAUCAAGAGAUUCCAAGCGGCACUGUUGCCCAUCAUGUACAAAUUGGGUGUGAUGUCUGCAGUUAUCAUGAUGACAUUAUUCCUGGCAUUCAAGGGUGUUUUCAUCGGAACGCUGAUUUUAGUAUUGAAUAUCACAUUUUUUGCACUCAAAUUUGGAUCGUACUUGAAACACGAUCAGGGCCAUUAUUUUGCACAUCCACACGGUGGAUGGACGCAGCCAGUUCAUCACGGUCAUGGUUGGGGACCACAAAAAGAUGUACAUUUGCAUAUACACAAUGCACAUGGUAAGCCAGACUUUAGUAUUCCGUACAGCACGUUGAGCGGAAGUGGUGGUUGGGAUACGCAAGGUCAUUCUGGUCAUUCAAGUUCUGUUGAUCCAUCCUGGAGUACUGGUGGUAGCUAUGUUCACUCUGGCCGAGGAUUUUCCGGUGACGAUUUAACACCAUAUGCUGGCGCUAUGUUGGGCAACAGACGUAGCACCGACAAAAGCAGCGCACCCAAAGUGAUGGAGAAAAGAAGCGAUCAACAGCCUACCAUUGUGAUGGCACAAACCAAACACGCUGUAACACCAUUUAAUUACUUGAAUAAACAAAAUAGACGAAAAUAAGUGUCAUACAAUGAUGAUGAUGACGUCGAUCGAAAUUGAAAAGUGCAAAGAAAGAGUUACUUCUAUUGAUUGAUCAAAUAAAAAACGAAAUCCGCAGUAUUUCGAUGCAAAGAUUAAUUAUUACAUAAAACCCAUUUUAAGUAUGUCGACGUUUUUAUUUUCUUUAUUAUCUUUCCUUCAUUUUCAUUUGGAUUAUGUUUUAAUUCAACAAAAAGAAAAUAAAACACACCAUUUUUGCACGCCUGUUUAUACCUAUUAUUCAUCCAGAAAUUCCAUUCCAAUAGGGAAAACAAAAAUAUUUUAAACAUGAUGAAAUUAAUUAUAACACAAGACAUCUUUAACAAGCAUUCAUUGAUCAUGAAAUUUAAAAAGAAGAAAAACAUAUAACAGCAACAGUAAAAAACAAUUAUAAUUGAAUAUCAAACCAGGUAAAAAUACAAACGUUCGUUCAUUGGAUGAUAGGUGUUAACAGCGAGCGACUCAUACUUUCAAAGAAUUUUAAGAUGAUUAAUUUAUAAAUAAUAACCAAAAUUAUUCAGGUUUAUUUUGAAAUUAAGAUGAACUAAUUACAAUAUUGAACGGUAUGAUUUGAAUAUAAGUGAAUCAUCGGUAUUUCAGAAACACAAACACAAACCGAUCAAACGCUGGAAAGUUGUAUAAAUAUUUUUAACACGUAAGCUCUAACUUAUUUCAACUUAUUUAUUAAAAUAUGUAAUAAAUUUGUGCGUUUUUUUUGUACGGAACCAAU